AUGACUGAGAUCAAAAUGGAACCAUCAACGAUGUCCUUGCCGCCCCCGCCAAGCUUUGCUGGCGCUCCUGGACAACCCCAGUAUGACCCUACCAAUGCAAACGGCCACAGCAACCCGUCGCAUAUGCCUCCUCCUCCUCUACCACCUCUUGUGACGCCUCAAAGCAAUGGUGGUCUACCAGAUUCCCUCAUAUCACCAGAGGGAGAUUUUGCGGGGCUCAUGACGCCCGGGUCCUCUGCUGGAGGUGUUGUCCGUCGUGCAGCACCUGAACCAAACAAACGUGCAUUAUAUGUUGGAGGCCUUGAUCCAAGAGUAUCGGAGGAUAUACUUCGCCAGAUUUUUGAGACUACGGGGCACGUUGCAAAUGUGAAAAUAAUUCCUGACAAAAACGUGGGAGCGUCCAAUACCAAUACAAAGGAGGAUACUACGAACCACUUUCACAUAUUUGUGGGUGAUCUAAGUAACGAAGUAAACGAUGAAGUACUUCAUCAAGCCUUUUCUGCUUUUGGCACAAUAUCUGAGGCGCGGGUCAUGUGGGAUAUGAAGACCGGUCGCUCACGCGGCUAUGGAUUCGUUGCGUACCGUGAUCGCUCUGACGCUGAAAAAGCUUUGAGCACUAUGGACGGCGAGUGGCUCGGUUCUCGUGCCAUUCGCUGCAAUUGGGCAAAUCAGAAGGGCCAGCCCUCGAUCUCCCAGCAGCAAGCUAUUCAAUCGAUGGGGAUGACACCAACCACGCCUUUUGGACAUCACCAAUUUCCCUCUCAAGGAGCCCAAAGCUACGAAAUGGUUCUUCAGCAAACUCCUCAAUGGCAGACAACCUGCUAUGUCGGUAACCUUACUCCCUACACCGCUCAGAAUGAUCUUGUGCCACUCUUUCAAGGCUUCGGAUACGUCGUUGAGACGCGCUUUCAAUCGGAUCGCGGAUUCGCUUUCAUCAAGAUGGAUAGUCACGAGAACGCGGCAAUGGCUAUCUGUCAUCUCAACGGCGCUCAAGUUCACGGCCGGCCACUAAAAUGCAGUUGGGGUAAAGACCGGCCGCCUACUGGACAAUUCGAUGCAUACUCGCCGCAGCAGCCCCAGACUCCGAGCUACGCUUCUUCUCCUGGCUAUGGCUUUCCACAAUACGGUGGUCCCCAAUCAAUGACACCUCAAGGUGGUCCCGCCUCAGCCAGCCCUAUGUCUGGAUAUCCACCUGCUCAAUCUCCGAUGGGCGGCCCCAGCCCAGCUGGUCGCGGGUAUGGUGGGUAUCCCAAUCAUGCCCUUCCAAAUAUACCACCGCAACCUUAUGGACCAAUGCCGGGGAGUGCUGGGGGCUAUGGCCGUCCUGACCAAAUGCAACCGAACUAUGGGCCACCUCAGAGUGGCGGCGGUUAUCAGCCCCAAGGUCAGGCUGGAAGCUAUCAACCUCCCAGCCAUUCAGGCAACUACCAGCCUUACCAGCCAUAA
Molecule: messenger RNA, 1446 nt
Organism: Bacidia gigantensis
Lineage: Eukaryota; Fungi; Ascomycota; Lecanoromycetes; Lecanorales; Ramalinaceae
Exons: 3
Coding region: 1-1446 (481 amino acids)
Molecular function (GO): RNA binding
Source: RefSeq, a predicted model, not a curated record